UUAUUGUUAAUGGCAAUUCAGUUAUUUUCAGGUUUUUACUAGUGUGGAAAAUGCAUCCAUGAAUAUUCAUGUACAUGCUUCCUAAUGUAUGCGUAUAGGAAUUUUCUCUUCAUAUAUACCUAGGAGUGGAAUCAUUGGGUCAUAGGGUAUAUGAAAAUUUGUUUAAUAUUACGAGAUAAGAGCAGACCAUUUUCCAAAAUGGUUGUACCAGUUUACACUCCCACCAGUAAUAUAUAAGUCCUGUUGUUCUAUAACACACGGUGUUGUCAGACUUCUUAAUUUUUUCCAACCAAAUAAGUAUAAUAGUUUUUCAUUGUAGACUUGAUUUGUGAUCCCCUGAUUACCCAUGAGCUUGAAAAAAUGUGUCUGAGUGUGUGUGUGAGUCCUCUUCUGAGAAUGUCUUUUGCCCAUUUUUCUAUUUGUCCUUUUCUUACCGAUUUGUAAUAGUUCUUUAUAUUCCUGAGUCUAAUCAUGUUUGGAAAUUGAAAUUCUAAAAUUUAAUAUAGGCUAAUUUAGCAAUCUUUUAUUUAAUAGUUAGUGCUUUUUGGGUCUUGUUUAAGAAAGUGUGCCGUACUCUAAGGUCAGAAAGCUAUUCACCUACAGUUUCUACUAAAUGUUUCCAAGUUUUGUUUUCCACGUUUAAGGCCUUGAUCCAUGGGCAGCUGAUUUUGUGUAUAGUGUAAGGUUCUUUGUUUCUUCUUGAGUCAGUUGUGGAUCGGAACAUCGAUUAACGUCUGACCACUGCUAGCCCAUCCCCUCCCACCCACGUCGAUCAUACCUCUGGGCUCCAGAGAGAAAGCAGGUCUUGCAGUGUACCAUGAUUUCACCCUUCUUAGUGCUGGCCAUCGGCACCUGCCUUACCAACUCCUUAGUGCCAGAGAAAGAGAAAGACCCCAAAUACUGGAGAGACCAAGCUCAGCAGACCCUGGAAAAUGCCCUGAGGCUUCAGAAUCUCAACACCAACGUGGCUAAGAAUAUCAUCAUGUUCCUGGGAGAUGGGAUGGGCGUCUCCACCGUGACGGCUGCCCGCAUCCUCAAGGGCCAGCUCCACCACAACCCCGGGGAGGAGACCAGCCUGGAGAUGGACAAGUUCCCCUUCGUGGCCCUCUCCAAGACAUACAACACCAAUGCUCAGGUCCCUGAUAGCGCAGGCACCGCCACCGCCUACUUGUGUGGGGUGAAGGCCAACGAGGGCACCGUGGGGGUGAGCGCAGCGACCCAGCGCACCCAGUGCAAUACAACUCAGGGCAACGAGGUCACCUCCAUCCUGCACUGGGCCAAGGAGGCUGGGAAAUCCGUGGGCGUUGUGACCACCACGCGGGUGAACCACGCCACCCCCAGUGCCGCCUAUGCCCACUCCGCCGACCGCGACUGGUACUCAGACAACGAGAUGCCCCAGGAGGCCCUGAGCCAGGGCUGCAAGGACAUUGCCUACCAGCUCAUGCACAACAUCAAGGACAUCGAGGUGAUCAUGGGGGGUGGCCGGAAGUACAUGUUCCCCAAGAAUAGAACCGACGUGGAGCAUGAGACGGACGAGAAGGCCAGGGGCACAAGGCUGGACGGCCUGAACCUCAUCGACAUCUGGAAAAGCUUCAAACCCAGACACAAGCACUCCCACUACGUCUGGAACCGCACCGAACUCCUGAACCUUGACCCCGCCACCGUGGACUACCUCUUGGGUCUCUUUGAGCCGGGGGACAUGCAGUACGAGUUGAACAGGGACAACGUGACUGACCCGUCACUCUCCGAGAUGGUGGAGAUGGCCAUCAAGAUCCUGAACAAGAACCCCAAAGGCUUCUUCUUGCUGGUGGAAGGAGGCAGGAUUGACCACGGGCACCAUGAGGGCAAGGCCAAGCAGGCACUGCACGAGGUGGUGGAGAUGGACCGGGCAAUCGGGCAGGCAGGCAGCAUGACCUCCCUGCAAGACACGCUGACCGUCGUCACUGCUGACCACUCCCACGUCUUCACCUUUGGCGGGUACACCCCCCGUGGCAACUCUAUCUUUGGUCUGGCCCCCAUGGUGAGCGACACGGACAAGAAGCCCUUCACUGCCAUCCUGUAUGGCAAUGGUCCUGGCUACAAGGUGGUGGGUGGUGAGCGAGAGAAUGUCUCCAUGGUGGACUAUGCUCACAACAACUACCAGGCGCAGUCCGCCGUGCCCCUGCGCCACGAGACCCACGGUGGGGAGGAUGUAGCCGUCUUCGCCAAGGGCCCCAUGGCACACCUGCUGCACGGUGUCCACGAGCAGAACUACAUCCCUCACGUGAUGGCUUACGCAGCCUGCAUCGGUGCCAACCGCAACCACUGUGCCUCUGCCAGCCUGGCGGGCAGGCCCUCCCCAGGCCCCCUGCUCCUCCUGCUGGCCCUGCUCCCCCUGGGCAUCCUGUUCUGAGGGCCCAGGGCCCGGGCUCCCACCAGCCCGUGACAGAUGGCCAGCCUCCCUCUCCCAGCGCUGCCCACCGCCCAGCAGCCCACACCUCAAGGGGCGGGGAUGCAGAGGCCUCCACAGCUGCUGCAGCUGCCAGAAAGGGGACCCAGGAAACCAAAGUCUGCUGCCCACCUUGCUCCCCUCUGGAACCCCCCACUGGGGCCACACUAGUUCUUGGCCUCGGCCCCUCCCCGCUGCUCCUUUGGCUAACAGGGUAGGUUUCUUUUGGGCAGGCAGAGAGCACAGACUGCACAAACUCGCAAAGCAUCUUAUUUUUCUAGCAAACGUAUUUCUCCAGACCUGGAGGCCCUGGAGCUUCCACGGAACAUUCCGGAUCCGACCCUCCCAUUCCCCUCUCCUUCCCUCUGGAUCCUCCUAGCCCCACCAUGCUCGUGUCCCUACCUGCAGGGGAGACCAGGGUCUUUUCCUCAGGAUGAAGUUUGCUCCCUCGCUCAUUCCAAGGCUGCCCGGGGCUCCCGGGAUGUCAGCUCCUGGGACUAGCCAUCCAACCCCGGGGGGGCCCGGGCUGGCCCAGCUUUGAACACACAUUCCAGCUCCUCUCUGAGGCAACUCUCCUAUUUGGAACAGCAAAAAAAAUUUUUCUCUUUUUGGUGUUAGUUAAAAGGGAACACAAAACAUUUAAAUAAAACUUUCCAAAUAUUUCUGAGGACCAA
Molecule: messenger RNA, 3102 nt
Organism: Diceros bicornis minor
Lineage: Eukaryota; Metazoa; Chordata; Mammalia; Perissodactyla; Rhinocerotidae
Gene: ALPL
Product: alkaline phosphatase, biomineralization associated
Exons: 13
Coding region: 818-2392 (524 amino acids)
Biological process (GO): dephosphorylation
Cellular component (GO): plasma membrane
Molecular function (GO): alkaline phosphatase activity
Source: RefSeq, a predicted model, not a curated record